Messenger RNA from Siniperca chuatsi (mandarin fish), 3544 nucleotides. RefSeq names its product olfactory receptor 6N1-like. Lineage: Eukaryota; Metazoa; Chordata; Actinopteri; Centrarchiformes; Sinipercidae. Bases 693 to 1646 code for a protein of 317 amino acids. Gene Ontology annotation, cellular component: membrane. Gene Ontology annotation, molecular function: olfactory receptor activity; G protein-coupled receptor activity. The transcript has a single exon. Gene Ontology annotation, biological process: G protein-coupled receptor signaling pathway. The record is from RefSeq and is a predicted model, not a curated record.
CUAGGGGAGGAUGCUGUGUAUUUUUCAAAAUCUGAACUUACAUGCAAUGUUGCAAAGAUUGUUUUCCAAAUGUCUUUAUGACUUUAUUAGCUGGAUAGGCGAAAAAACAGGACUUAUAUGAACAAUACAUACAGUAUAUUUUGUUGCCUGAUAUAUGUGAAUAUUUUCACAGCCAUUAUAGAACAUAAAAGUAGAAAACUUCCUUAAACUGUCAAAGUUUUUUCACAAUGGUUGAUUGUAAUUGUACUGCUGUCAGUGAAUAAUGGUAAAGUUUUCACUUUUGAAAAAGGACAUUUUGAAUCUCUGUCAUGUGUGAGCCUAGAUAACCUGGAUAUAUGUCUCUUCUUUCAUUGAACUGAACAUUUGUUUGAAAUGUUAGUUUGCUUGUGCAUGUUGCAUGUGACACUGACAUUUUUUCAACCAUGUGUAUUCUUUGAAGUGCCUGAAAUUUGUUAGUUAUGCUGAAAAAUGCUGGUGAAAAUGUUGAAAUGUGCAACUUAUGCAACAUAAAUACAUGCAGGCUUAUGUUAUGUGUCUUGUUGAAAUAAGUGUUCAAUAGAAAAUCUUAAUCAGGCCAUUUUAAUACCUAGUAACUUUCCUUUUUGUCCUCUUUUGAUCUGUCUUUUCUUCUCCCUCUCCCUCUCCCUCCAUCACUCUCACUUCUCUUCUUCCAGCUCUGCUGCUGUGCAGACAUGAAGAGCAACAACAGCCUGAAUCCUUUAUACUUUCAGUUCACACUAUUCGGAGAUUCUGGGCCCCUCAGAUAUCUGUUCUUCUGUCUGUGUCUGUUGAUCUACAUGACUAUAAUCUCUGCAAAUGUUCUCAUUAUUCUGACAGUCUGCCUGGAGAAGACUCUUCAUCAACCCAUGUACAUGUUUAUCUCCUUUCUGUCUUUAAACUCUCUGUACGGCUCAGCCGGCUUCUUCCCGAGGUUCUUGAUGGACAUUCUGUCUGACACUCAUUUGAUCUCACGUGCAUCUUGUUUCAUUCAGAUGUAUGUUAUCUACACCUAUGCAUCAUACGAACUGACUAUCCUCGGUAUCAUGGCCUACGAUAGAUUUGUUGCUAUUUGCCAACCUUUACACUAUCACAGCAAAAUGACGUUGAGUAUGGUGAGGCAUCUUUUGAUUUUUGCUGUGCUCUACCCUGCAGUUGCUCUUGGCUUCUGUCUUUAUCUUACUGUUCGAUUGCCUUUGUGUGGAAAUAAACUGCACAGGGUUUUCUGUUCUAACUGGCCUGUGGUUCAGCUCUCCUGUGUGGACACAACCCUGAACAACAUAGUUGGUCCGUUUGUUGUGAUAACAAACAUCUUCAUGCCUCUUUUUUUUAUCCUGUACACCUAUCUACGGAUUCUGCUUGUGUGCAGGAGAAGCUCAUCAGAAUUCAGAGGAAAGGCCUUACAAACCUGCCUGCCCCACAUGGUGACAUUUGUAACCUAUUCGUUCUCUCUCGUCUGUGAGCUGUCACUGACUCGAUUUGAGGCUGAUAAAAUGAAUCAAAUCAUCAUAGUUGUUUUAUCUUUAGAAUAUCUGAUCAUUCCCCCCAUCAAUAACCCUCUAGUUUAUGGCCUGAAUCUGCCUCAAAUCAAAGGAGUGAUUUUUAGAUUUUUGAAGAUACACAAAAUGGUUCCUGCUGUCAAAAUUUAAAACUCAUCAUGCACAUACUGUAUAGCAAACAAUGAAGCUUUAAGCCAGUGUUGUUGACAAAAUAUACUUCUGGAAUAUGUUGAAUGUAUUUAUCCAUGGAUUUUUUUGCGAUCACAUUAAUUUUAAGGAGACCUGAAUAUCUAUGAAUAGAAUAGAUGUAAUAUUAAAAUAGAUAAACCGGAACCACAACAAUGAUAUUGAUAUUGUACAAGUUAAUGUAUUGUUCAACUGACAGCUCCACAGGCGAAAAUACAUAUUUGAAACUCACUAGCCUAGAAUUCGAUUUGAUAGGUUUUUAGGUGUGUAUGGUGGGAAUUUGGAUGUUAGAUGUAUCUUUGUACUCUGCAUUUAUUCUAUGUGUUAACAUUAUUUUGUUUUCAUGUUGUGAAUCGGUUUCCCUUUGUGAUUAUAAUAACACUUAACUGUAAUGACGUAGGAUAAUCAACAAACAAGACUAAGAGUGUACAGACAUGCUAGCUGUACUUAGAAGCUGUACUUUGUCACCAUGUUCUGCAACAUCAUCAUGCUAAACAUGCUCACAAUGACAAUACUAACAGGUUUAUGAUUACCAGGUUUGUAUUAGACAAAUUAAAUUUCAGACCUGAUGAUUGCACUAGAUGAAAAGUUAGAGGAUCACCUGAGUUUUUACAGUUCAACCUGAAGCCAGUGUUGUUGACAAAAUAUACUUCUGGAAUAUGUUGAAUGUAUUUAUCCAUAGAUUUUGUUUGCGAUAACAUUAAUUUUAAGGAGACCUGAAUAUCUAUGAAUAGAAUAGAUGUAAUAUUAAAAUAGAUAAACCUGAACCACAACAUGGAUGGAUGGAUGGAUGGAUGAACCACAACAAUGAUAUUGAUAUUGUACAAGUUAAUGUAUGGUUCAAUUGACAGCUCCACAGGCGAAAAUACAUAUUUGAAACUCACAAGCUAGAAUUCAAUUUGAUAAGUUUUUAGGUGUGUAUGGUGGGAAUUUGGAUGUUAGAUGUGUCUUUGUUGUUGUAUUUUCUGUUUUUAGCUUUGUAUGUUACUCUCCGUUUAUUCUGUCAAAAAAAAUUCUGCUGUGAACCAGUUGCCCUUUGUAAUUCUAAUAACAUUACGCUGUAAUGAUGAUCAAAAAACAAGACUAAAAGUGUACAGCCAUGCUACCUGCCCUAUGCUUUAUAUAGGCACAGCAGUGCUUUGUCACCAUGUCAUGCAACAUCAGCAUGCAAACGUGUUGAUGUUAACCAGGUACAAUGUUUACCAUGCUCAACAUUUUCUUGUAGUGGACAAAUUAAAUUUCUGACCUGAUGAUGGCGCUAGGUGAAAAGUCAGAGGAUCAUCAGAGUUAUUACAAUUAAUCCUGACAUAAAUGUGUGUAGGCUACUAAAUUUCAGGUCAGUCCAUUAAAUAGUUGUUGAGAUAUUUGAGUCUGGACCACAGUAGCUGUUUUAGUCUUAAUUUUAUCACAUAUUUUCUUGUACUGUCACUGUUGAGUCAUUUGUAUGUUGUUUUAUAUUACUGGAAUAAAGAUUUUAAAACUAAGAUGUAUUCCAGCAUAACUGUGAUAGAUGAGCUAGCAGAGAUGAAAAGAUGACGCUUACUUGGAGGGGAGACAUGUUGCAAUGGAUAGUGAACAAUGGAGGAAGCUAACUGUGGCCUUAUGUCCCACGGGGGACAAAGAGGAUGAAGCCAGUAAGCAGGUGUCUUGGGAUCAACCGGCCCCUCUUCUCAUUUCUCGUUUUAGUUGAAUUGGGUGUAGCCUACAUUCAACAAUGAAAAAAUGAGUGAUCAUGGUGAAAUGUCAUUAAGGAAUGCCUUUAGAACAGCACCUUGCGAGGCGCUACACAAACCAUGAAGUGCAGAAAGUUCGAUUGUGCAUUCGAUCAUCUUAAAUAAUGAAUAAAACUCAUGAAUACAAAA